GACGAGUGGCGAGUGAAGAUAGUUACGACGAGAUAGGCGAUGGGAACUCCGAUGGGACAGUGCCUUGGUUGCCAUCCGGUGCUCACCUAUCUAUCAAGCAAGCGCUACGAACGUUUCGUCGCAACAUCGAACACGAGUGCCCACCGCCACACGGGGGGUUUCUACCCUUCCAAGGCUGUGUGUCUCUCUAACAACGUCACUGCUCUUCUCUACCCCCCUUCCCCCACCCGCCACCACCCGCCACCACUUUUCGAACCAACGGCGAACCUCUCCGCCUCCGAUUUCGCAAGUUCUGCAAAAUCUCGAGCAAGAAGUCGAGCGGAGGUCUUUCAGUCAGUCGACGUUAGGCAGUCAAUCGUGGACGAAAAACGUCACGAGGUGGUUAUUAUAGUGAUUAGUAGGGACGCUUUCGGAAUUUUUUUCUCCCAUCCGGACGACAUUCGAACGCGGAGAUAUUAAUCGGCGUUUCGCCGAACGUACUUGGACACCGCAUCGGUGGACUGUCUCGGAAAAACGGAUUUAGAAAUGUGCUGAAAAUAUGGACAUCCCACCGGAUCGCGGCGUCUACAACGCCCGCAAAAUGGGCCUCCCUUGUCCGCUGGUUAUUUUGCUGAUACUCAUCUACGCAGCUCAAGCUCAAAGGAGUUUGGAGUUCUAUGACCUCUUGCCAGAAGAUCCAAAGUUAUACGACAAGAUGCGACCUCCGAAGAAAGACGGACAGGCGACCGUCGUCUAUUUUCACGUAACAGUAAUGGGUCUAGAUUCUAUAGAUGAAAAUUCGAUGACUUACGCCGCGGACAUUUUUUUCGCCCAAACGUGGAAGGACAACAGACUGCGAUUACCGGAAAAUAUGACGUCCGAAUACAGGUUACUGGAAGUUGACUGGCUGAAGAAUAUGUGGCGACCGGAUUCGUUCUUCAAGAAUGCAAAAUCCGUCACGUUCCAAACAAUGACAAUACCGAAUCACUACUUAUGGCUUUACAAGGACAAAACUAUUUUAUACAUGGUCAAGCUGACGCUCAAAUUGUCCUGUGCCAUGAACUUUUUGAUUUAUCCCCAUGACACGCAGGAGUGUAAAUUGCAAAUGGAAAGUUUAUCGCACACGACGGACGAAAUGAUAUUUCAAUGGGACCCUGACGUCCCCCUGGUCGUCGACGAGAACAUAGAACUUCCCCAGCUACAAUUGGUCAAAAAUUACACGGCCGAUUGCACGCAAGUCUAUUCCACCGGAAAUUUCACCUGCCUGGAAGUGGUGUUCGUCCUGAAGAGACGUCUGGGCUACUACCUCUUCCAUACCUACGUUCCUACGUGCCUCAUCGUGAUCAUGUCGUGGGUGUCGUUCUGGAUAAAACCGGAAGCGGCUCCAGCCCGCGUGACCUUGGGCGUGACAUCCCUGCUCACCUUGUCCACGCAGCACGCUAAGAGCCAGGCGUCUCUGCCGCCGGUGUCCUACCUCAAGGCGGUCGACGCCUUCAUGUCCGUCUGCACAAUAUUCGUGUUCAUGGCUCUGAUGGAGUAUUGUCUGGUCAACAUCGUUCUCGGUGAUUCGGACGCGCCACCGGCAAAACCUCCACCCCCUCCGCCGCCGCCAAGUUCCGCCGGCGGACCGGACGGCACGAAAUUAGACAAGAUCUUCGACAUCGCUACCCAGAAGGCCGCAGCGGCACCACCUCCGGGACCCACGCCUGCGCAACGUGCGAGAAUGCGCGCCCUCAACAUCGACAGAGUGUCCAGGGUGUUCUUCCCCUUCCUGUUCGCCCUGCUGAACGUCACUUACUGGAUAAUGUUCGCCGAGUAUAUCUAAACGCGGCGAACCAGAAGAAGAACGCGAGAAGAAGUGCGGCCAGUCAUUAAAUUGACCGUUGUUCGAGAAAAUAAUUGAGUCUGGACGCCGAACGGGUCCGGGUAGAGGGUGUCCAUCGAAUUUGAUUCAAGUACGACAACGAAUCACGUUUGUAACGGGAAAUGAGAAGAACGAAAUGAGGAAAAAAAAAAAAAAAACCCUAAAUGAAUAAUGUGAAACAAAAUACAAUCAGCGAUACACAGUUGACGAUGACGAUCGUCGUUCGUGGAUCGAAUCGAAGGGUGAUGAAAUUAUGCAAAUCUUACCGGAUCGAAUGAUGACUUGUUUUUUGAUCGUCCAUUUCUGGAUAUUAAACGCUAUUUUAACGCAAAUCGCGCAUCUAGUCCGCUAAACUCUGGAUCCUCGAAAUCCGAUCGGAGUUGAACCGUCGAGUUUGAGAAAAUUAGAUAUACGAUGCUGAUCGCUUCUCGUCCAACUCUUGCGUAGAACGCUCGAAAUAUCUUCUAUUCUUCAGUUCACUUUGAGCGAAUAAAAAAUUUCACUUGUUUUCUACAAUUUUCGUGCUUCAAUCAACAAAAAAAAAACAGAAUUAGAAAACAGGGUGUAAAAAAACUAGAAAACUUAAUCGAUCGUUAGGGUUAUUGAUAUUCAACUAGAUAAUAAGAUGGGUGAAUGCGCUGAAACAAAAAUGAGAACUAAAAUUCAUGCCGUUUUUUUUUCUUCCUUUCAAUAAUUCUUAGUUUUUUUUUUUUUUUUUUUUUUUUUCAAUUACAUACUCGAUACACGGACAGUACAAAAGCUUUUUCUUUGAUUCGAUACAAUCAGACGGUGAUUUGGUUUCCUUAAUUACUAAUCACGAUGAUUGUCAUAAUUCGCAUUAGGUUUGAAAACGUACAUGCAUACCUAAUUAUUCACAAAACAAUCGACGCUGAUUGGGUGAUUAUAGAUCACAUUAAUAUGACGAUGUAUAUUUGUUAAUUACUGAUAAAAGAGAAAGAUAAGAAAAUUAAUAUUCAAUCAAUGUAAUAAACGUGGCGUGGAUCAGUCUAACAAUAAGUAUAAUUUAUCGAGCUUUAAACAUUAAACCACAUAGUACCUAUCUCAGCUAGCUGUAUUGUGUAAAUUAAAAUUCGAAAGCCUUUUUAGCAUAUUGUAGGCAUGAUAAAUUAAUACGCAAAUAAAGAUCCGAAGAGGCUUGUUCAACUAUAAGAAAACUUCAAUUUCUAAAAGUCCAGAGUUAAUUCAAACGUAGGUGGAAAUCGGAGAGAAAGAAAAAAAAACUAGCCUCAAAAAACUCAAAUUAUUGUACAGUAGAUUAUAUGUCGUUUUUCCGUUGAUUUUUCCGUUAUCGUAUUUUAAUUUUGUAUCAUAAUCACGUAUCUGUAGAUAUUAAACGAGGAAAUAAGAGAAAAAAAAA
Athalia rosae (coleseed sawfly) is the source of this 3221-nucleotide messenger RNA. RefSeq names its product glycine receptor subunit alpha-2 (gene Hiscl1). The record is from RefSeq and is a predicted model, not a curated record. The transcript has 9 exons. Gene Ontology annotation, molecular function: chloride channel activity; transmembrane signaling receptor activity; extracellular ligand-gated monoatomic ion channel activity. Gene Ontology annotation, cellular component: neuron projection; synapse; membrane. Bases 539 to 1804 code for a protein of 421 amino acids. Lineage: Eukaryota; Metazoa; Arthropoda; Insecta; Hymenoptera; Athaliidae. Gene Ontology annotation, biological process: chloride transmembrane transport; regulation of membrane potential; signal transduction.